This is a messenger RNA of Durio zibethinus, 1202 nucleotides long. RefSeq lists its product as uncharacterized. Lineage: Eukaryota; Viridiplantae; Streptophyta; Magnoliopsida; Malvales; Malvaceae. Gene Ontology annotation, molecular function: protein binding. Gene Ontology annotation, biological process: SCF-dependent proteasomal ubiquitin-dependent protein catabolic process. Gene Ontology annotation, cellular component: SCF ubiquitin ligase complex; cytoplasm. The record is from RefSeq and is a predicted model, not a curated record.
UUCCUAAUCUCCUACGUGGCCUAUCUUGUGAAGCGAUUAUCAGAAGUUGAGAUGGUAACUUCAUAUUUCACCCAACUAGAUUUUCUACCAUAAAAGCGGAAGUAAUAGUUGCACACAGAAAAGGUUGCCUUUCUGGAUUUCUUCUUGUCCCGACAAACUACAAAGAGGAUUGCUGUCUUUGGAUUCUUCAAAAUUAGAGUUUUUGAGAAACAUUUUUAGGACAAAAGAGAGAAAAAAAAAUGGAGAGAUUGCCUGCUGAUAUUUGUCUUAAGAUAUUCUGUUUGUUGGAUCAUCAGAACCUUGCAACUGCUACACAAGUUAGCAGGAAAUGGAAGGUGUUGGCCUCGGACAACAUGCUAUGGUCUAACCUAUUCAGAGAGAGGUGGGGAAUUGAUCAAGCUGCAUUCUAUGCCCCUACUCCUACAGAUUCAAAAUCAUGGAAACAAGUGUACGAGACACAAGACAGAUGUGAUCGAGUUGGAUUAGGGCUGAAGAUAAUCAGAGAAGGUGGUGACUACUUUCUCGUACAUCAAGGUCAAAUCCAACGUUAUUUGGGUUCAAGGAGGAAAAGGAAAGGGGUGAAAGACUGUGCUUUGAGGGUGAUGGAAGAAACUUCCAACGUGGAGGGGGAACACCGUCGAGGGAUUCUUGACAAAAUCCUUUUUUUCUUAGGCGACUUGGAAGUUGCUUCCGCCGAUGCCAAACGUGGUAGGGUGCUAUGAACAUCCUAAGGUCAAAUGUUUCAACUUCAAAUUUCUUUUUUGUAUAUGCAUGCGUUAAGAAAGAAAGAAUAGUACGGAAAAUAAUGUUAUUUCUGUGCUUAUAGCUAUGGUAAUGGAGCCCCAAUUUUUUUUUUUUUUAGUUUUAACUAUUAAGCAGAUGCUUCUGUCCAAAACAGAAAUUAAAGACAUAAAUAAAAGGUAACCAUUUUCACCUAGUCAGACAUAACAAUUAAAUUCUAAGUCUCGACGUAUCAUUUAUUGGAGAUAAACAAAAAAAAAAAAAGAAAAAAAAAAGGAACAAUCUCUCACUGCAGAGACAUUGUUAAGGGUGACAGAUCCCAAAUGAUGCUUCAUCAAUUAGUUGUUGCAAUUUCAUUGAACAAAAAACUUAUUUGAGCAAACUAUAAAACAAAUUAUAGACCAGUUUAGAAAAGAAUAAUAUCAGACUUAAACAGAUGGAUAUUUGCAUUCCUACUUAAA